AUGUCUGAGGAUUGGGAUGACUUAUUUAUGUCUUCGGAAGAUUUUUUCACUACUAAUAUACAAACAGAGCGAUUAUUAACAAAUAAGAGUAUUGAAACAACUGAAAAGAAAUUCAGGUGCUUCGAUUGUUUAGGGGAUGUCAAUCCAAACAAAAUAGAAUUGGAUGCAAGCAGUUAUUACAGUGUUCAAGAUGAGUGCAAUUCAGAAAAGUUCAAUAAAGCAGUUAUUAUCGACAAUAAGUGUGGAUGUGUUACUUUGUUUGACAAGCAGUGGGACAAGAGUUCAUUAUUGAAUAAAUAUUUGGAUUCUUUUUUUAAAAUGGCCAGCAAAGAAAUGUUAAUAAUCGAACAAGCUGCCAUGUUGAAUGUGAACGUUCUUUCAAAUUUUCCAUCUGGUUGUAACACACAGCAGAAUUUCAAGAAGUCAAGAUUUUAUUGUGUGGAAUAUUUUCUUUUCCUGAGAGAUGUCAUCAAAUGUUUAUGUUCUGAUGUUACGUACUAUUGGAUAUUAAAAGAAAUAUAUCCGAGAUUGAAAAAGCAAUUAAAAGCUCUAAAAAGAAAUCUUGGUAGUUUAAUCAAUCUUCCUGAUUAUAUAUAUGCUCAUUCUGCAAACUCCAGUGGCAAUAAAUGUUCACAUGCCUCUUAUCACUUGAUGCAUUUGCAUUUUGAUUUGAAGUGGAUUCUUCUCACGUCUCUGCAAGCUAUGUCAAAAGCAAGCUUCAAAAUCGGAAAUGAAACUGGUAUCACCGAUGAAAUAGAUUCUGAAUAUGUUUCUAACCAGGCUGAAUCAAUGAUAACUGAACUUUUAGAAUUAUCUAUCAAACGUUUUGAGAAGCUUGGAAUCACUCAGUUAAGGUUCAAGUCACCAUUUGGUUGUAGUUGUGUUCAAGAGUUAUGGCUUCUAAUUAUAAAAUUUUGUAACAAUAUUCUUCUUGAAGAAAAUGGAAAAGGAUUUUGGGAUAUUAUCAACACUUUUUUAGAUGUUAACACACAGUUAAAAAGAGAUGAAGGUGAAGUUUCUGAUACUUUGCUUACUUUUUUCAAAAAUAACAUUUCAAAAUCGACUAUAUUUUCACUGUGGUUCUUACAUCAUAUCGCCAGAUUAAGUAAUUACACAGGAGAGACUUCCUCUAGUUAUCCUCUUCUAGAAUCUAAUUUAAAAUUUAUGUUUAAUCAAGAUAUAAAUGAAAGUAAUUUAAGGAUCUGUAUGUUUUUCAUCGAGAAAUUAUGCCUUGAAAUUUGGGAACCUAAACCCCAAACUGUGCUUAUACUUUGGGAAUACUUUUACAAGAAUAUAAACAAUUCUUUCUAUAUACCUGGUGCACCACCGAAUACAAUAGCCUUUAUGAGCAAAACUGCAGCUGGACUUGUUGAACAAUCACAUUCUUUUCUGAAUGAUAUUAAUAAUGUAUCCGACACCUUUCAACAUUUUCUUAGAAUUUUAGGUUUGCAUUUACAAAAGACAAAAGACACUCCAAGGAGUUGGAACCUUUUGAAAGGAAGGCUAUAUUCAAAAUUGUCUUUAGCUAAAUAUGAAAGUCUUUCGCAAGUUGGAGAGUAUCAUUUCGUUUCUCUGUUUCUUACCGUGGCUAUAGCUCAGGACGUUGUUCAAAUUGAAUCAAAAAUGAAUGAAAUAGUCAAUGCUUACUUAAAUAAAAAUAAUUGCCUCAAUGAAAGGCUCCUCAAAGGACAAUUAGCAAUGGUGAUUCUUCUGUUGGGAGUAGAAAAGGACAUAUCUUGUGCACUCCAACCAGUGGCCAACUACAUUUCUUCUUUAAACAUUAAUGAGGAAAUAGAAAGUAUUAGAAUGUACGUGGAGUCAUUAAGGGAAAUCUUAAAUAUGGACCAGCCUCUGACAUUUGGACAGCAUUUGCUUAUUGAUAACUGGAUUUCUAGUUACCUCUGUUUUUCAUCUGAUAAUGAUAUAUCCAGAUUUUUGGAUAUAUUGAUUGGACUAUUGAUCAAAUUGAAGAAAUCAUGUAAUUUUGAAUCUCCAGACCAACGGGAGAUAUUAAUAAUGGAGAAGCUUUGGGAACAAUUAAAUGGGUAUAUUGUAAGUGUAACAUCUCUACCGACUUUGCCCCACCAGAUCUCUGACAUUGCUGGUGAACUGGCAAAUGUCUCAUUAUUAGUCGGCAACAAAACUAGGUUUAUAGAAACUGUUAAUAUGUUCACAUCCAAAAAUAUUUCUGAUAUUAGUAUUUUGAGGAGGUUUAUUUGUAAUGUAAUGAAGACGGAAACUGCUAGGGCUUAUUUGCCACAGUGUGACAAAAUCAUUCUGAAGACUUGGAUCCAGUGCUGUUUCAUGUGUCCGGAUGUUGAACAUGCCGAAAUGCAGGAACUGACGAGAGCUGCUUUGAAGCUUCCUGAAAUUUAUCUCUUCCUCGGCACAGGAGUUGAUGAAUUAAUAAAUUCUAAAGAUCCCCUUCUAGAUUUUCUUUUGGGGUUACACUGCAAAUAUAUUGAAGAGGAUGAUAUCUUCAAGAAACAAACUCUUCGUGAAAAGUUGUCCAUGUAUUUUGAUGGUCUGGACAAAUGUGUUAAACCUUUCAUAGCCAACCCCAGAGAUGUUGAUCAGAUCUUAAGGCUCUACACUACUGUCGGCAAUAUGUUUAGACUUGUUUCACCUCUUCUUUACAUGAAGUCUAAGCCUAACACCAUCUUACAACUGUUUAUCGAUUUACUUCUACUACCAUUAGCUGUAAGAAAACCAGAGGCAAAGAUCCAUCCUCACAUCCUAAGUGCGAUCAAACUUACUCUACAUUUAUUCAUCGAAGGUUUAUUGCAAUUAGAUCCUGGAAGUGAUCUAUACAUCGCAAGGAUCCUGAAGGAGUUGAUAGCAACAUACGUUCCACGAUGUAUGAAUGCUCAAAAUUAUAACUCUAUCAACUGCACCAAAUUUGUUUUAGUUACUUCAUUUGAUGUUUUUGAUGAACGAUCUAGGAGAGUGAUAAUGAAUGCGGUCUGUAACAACUUCUUAAAAAGGAAAUCUAGGGUUGCUCAUGAAUUUGCCUUUUCUGCCUUGAAGUUUAUAAAAGAAAUCGCCAGCCAACAUAAAACAAAUGAAGAUGUAAUGAACACUAUAAUUGCAACUAGCGUAGAAAGAGUAUGUGAUGUGGUUAUGUAUUGCGACGACAAAACAAAUGUGCACGCCCUGGCCAGGACUGUGUUAAAUUUCAUUUUGAAUAAUCAGCUGAUCAGAACGAGUAACAUGCUAGGAGAUUCACUGAUGUCUGUGUUUUCAUCACUAUGUCAUGAACACCUUGCGUGGUCUUCACGGCAGUUAUUUGAACUCUUCACUUUGAUUUCCUCUGAAGCACCUGAUCUGGUGAAGAGAUUCGUCCCGAUCUUGCAUGAACAAAUCAAGGAAGUUGAGACCAAGAGAGGAGUAGGUUACGAUAGGAUGCUUAGGUUGGGUCUCGAAAAAAUAGAAAUGAAAUUAAGAGCUAUCAAGAAUAGUAUUUAGUAUUGAUUUAUUUUAAAUUGUAUUCAUCACCUUAAAAGGCUGUGAUAUGUUUUAACUGAGCAUUACUACUUAUUUUAUUGUAAAAAAAAUUGUUUUAAAAUCGAAUUGUUAUUAUUGAUUGAUUGGAAGAAACAGUUCUCAAAGAUAAUGUAAUACUUCAUCAAUUUAUUUUUAUAUAUAGAAGUGUAUAGACAUGUGUAUAUAUGUAAUAUUUAUGCAAAGUAAAUUUUAUUCUUAUUAUUAUAAUUGUAGAUUUAUUCAAGGUGUUCCCUUAUAUUCAGACAAUGGCUUAUGUUAAAUUUUCAAAUAAUUUUAUAUUAUCUUAUGAUUUAGUUUAAAGAAAUAAAAUUUGAACCAUUAUAACUCUUAUAGGGUCUUGGGUUCAGUGCUUUGUAAAGAAGUACUGUUUCAAGACUAAUGGUUGUGCG
Messenger RNA from Nezara viridula (southern green stink bug), 3893 nucleotides. NCBI's taxonomy places the organism in Eukaryota, Metazoa, Arthropoda, Insecta, Hemiptera, Pentatomidae. The record is from the annotation of a GenBank genome assembly.